AUGUGCCCAGGGAAGAGACUGCAGGCCUUGGGCAGCGAGGGCCAGGCUAGGCCAGUGCGACUGAGGGAGCACUGUGGGCAGAGGUCCUAUCCCAGGAGUGGUGCUGCUGAGACCAGGCCUGCGGAGUUGCCGCUGGGCGCUCGUGACGACCUGAUCAGGCCAGUGUCUGGACUGUGCUGCGGCGCCCAGCCAGCGCCAGUUCCCCGGAGGAGCCUGAACCUGCCCGGCCGCCGCCGCCGCCGCUGUCAGCGGGACUCCACGUUCAGCUGCCGUGGAGAGGGGCCGGGCCGCCCCGCCCCGCCCCGCUUUCCCGCCCGUUCCAUGGCGGCGCCCGCGCCCCGCCGCUCCCCGGCCGGGCCCCGCGUUUGCCCUCUGGCCGAGCUGGGCUGCCCGCUCGGGGGGCUGGCGCCGGGCCGGGCGCGCGUGCUGGGCGCCGGGGCGCGGGUCUUCGCCUCCACCGGCGGCCGGUUUGUCCACGUGUAUGACCGGGAGGGGCAGCUUCUGAGUGUGAGCCGCGGGCCGGGCAGGCAGUGCGGGGUCGGGGUCGGGGUCGGGGGCCUGGGCGGGCUCGGGGGCCUUUGCGGCGGUCUCGACCACACGCGCCGCCCGCCAUCCCGCCAGGCCGCGUUCGAGUUCCCCGCGCCCGUCCGGCAUCUGCAGCUGCUGCCCGGCCCCGCGGCGCUCCUGGUCCUCGGCGCCCGCAGCGGCCUCUACCGCGUGUCGCUGGAGCCCGCGAGCAGGUGCGACCUGGGGCGGGACGGGGCAGCCCCGAGAGGCCCGCUGCCUGCAGCGUGGCCGGUCCGGGCAUCAGAGCAGCGGCCCAUGAGAGAGCACGGUGCCCACACCGGGAGACGCAGGGUCCUAGGUCUCUGGCGCCUGGCCGGGAGUCCUGGGAAGGACGUGGCCUGCGGGCAUGGAGUCGACUGCGAGCCGCCCCUGCGAAGGACCCCAGUGGGGCCAGACGCGUGCAUCCUCCCGGACCCCGCACUCUGCGCCUUUGCGGUGUGUGGAGAACUGUUGGUCACCCUGGCACUGGGCCCCACCCGCUGGAAGGUGCGGCGCACACUGUGCCCAGCGCCUGGGGAGGAAGUGCCUCCAGCCCCCAUCGGAGAGGUGGACCUGCCUGUGAAAGUGCCCCCAGCCGGGAGCCCAACGCAGCCCCCGGCGCCCCAGCACCUCCCCGUGCUGUGCCACGUGGCACCCACGGGGCUGGACCCGACCCUGCCUGGGCUGCUGUUCGGAACCGAUGCCUGCAUCCUCCGGUCCCCCCUGCUCCUGUGCGGCCUCCCUAGCGGUCAGCUGUGUGCUGUCCUCCUGGACGCCCUGGCCACCUCCCACGGCACCCCCAGUGACCCACAUGCCCUUGUCAGAACCAUCCACCACCUGCAAGAGCCAGUGGUGUUUGUCGGGGCCUUGAGCACGGAUCCCCCGGCCGAGGGCCUGGUUGACACGCCCUCCAACUGCCUGGUGGCCCUGGGUUGUCGUGGCCGGCUGCUGACAGUCAGGGCCGGCAGGGAUGAGGCCGGAAGCCCAGUGCUGGAGCUGCGGGAGCACCAGGUCCCGGGUCCCGUGCUGUGCGCUGCCUGUGACAGGGGCCACCGCCUGUUCCUCAGUACCCCCUCAGGCUUCUGUGUGGUGAGCCUAUCCGAGCAGGGUGACAUCUGCCCCAUCAGCACGGGCCUCUGCAGACUGGCCGCCCUUGAUGUGUCCACCAGCGCCCCUGGAGAGAGCCCCGAACUCUUGGCUCUGUCUGCCCGAGGCCGCCUACUGGCCUGUGACCUGGGCCUGAUCAAUCAGUCACUCCCCAAGGGAGGCACCCAGCACAUCCCGGACCUGUUGGCCCAGAUCACCACUACCUCAGAGAAAGUGGCGUCCCUGCAGAACCAGGCCGAGCAGCAGAACCAGGCUCUGCAGAGCCUGAACGAGGCCCUGGCUGUAACCCAUGCAUUGCUGCGUGGUCAGAAGGGCCCAGAGCCCGUGUCCUGCUGCAUUUACGCUGCCUGGACACGCCUGUCAUCGGGGGAUGCGCUGCUGGCCUGUUGCGAGCUGGGCGUGCAGCCCGGCUUUAACCUGGGCCAGGGCUGGGCACUGUGCGUGCGCCUGCUGCCGGUCACACGUGCCGACACAGACACCCCUGACACCGCCACCACAUUCACGGUGCCCUUGGGCCCGCUCGGACCAGGCGCUCAGCGCUUCGUGAGGCUGCCGCUGAAUUGUGCUGAGGCCGGCGCCCCGCAGCUGCCCGUGCUGGUGUCCUGCCAGCUCUUCUACAGUCUGUGGGACAGCGUAGGGGAUGUCCUGGACUCCAGGGCCCUGCCCCAGCACGAGGGAGCAAGCCUGCCCCUGGCCUGGAUCGAGCUGGACCUACUCCAUGCCCUGCGCUUCCCCCACUCACCUGGCCCCACCCCGUGUGGGGUCCCCCGCGACCCCAUAGACAUCUUCCUGGAGGCUCAGUGCAGGUCGGGCAGUGAGCAGAGGGUCCCGCUCCUGCCCCCCACUCCCACAGCGGUCGCUGUCACCGUGUCUGUGCAGCUGCUCCAGGCUACCCUGGCCAGUCAUCACUCGGGUGCGUUGCAGAGUGGCGGGGGGCAGAGAGGGGUCCAGGCCUCCCCUCACUCAGGCCCGCGUCCCCUGCAGACCUGCCCCUGGGCCCCGCCACUCCGGUGGCUCCUGUCUGGGAACUUAGACGCCGAGAAGGCCCCAGCCCUGCCCCGUCUCCAUGGAGUGGCCCCAGACGGGACCGAUGUGCACCUCUCUGUGCGUGAGGCAAGUCGGGGAACUCUGGAAAGACUGCCUAUGGGAUCAGAAGAUACCAAAGGCACAUCAGACAGGGGGUCUCCCAGGCGCACCUGGGACAGGGUCUGGACCACCCCUCUCUGCUCAGGGGACUGUGUGAGGUGCUGGGGAUAUGACCUGAGCCUGGCAUACCCCGGCCCACAGGUGUGUGUCUCCGAUGCGACCCCAGAUGGGCCCUUGCAAGCUGUGGAGAUCCAGGUGGAGAGCCCUGUGCUGGGCGUCCUGAGUGCGGCCCACCGUGCCAUUACCCGGCGUGUGCAAGCCCUGACCCUGGAGCCAGCCUCGAGCCACGCCCCAGACUUCUGCCUGCAUCACCUCCAGGUCCUCCAGGUUGGCCGUGAGGCACUGCUGCGAGAGAUUCGGGCACUGAGGGAGCAGCUAAGGCUGGGAGAGGAGGAGUCCCCCCAUGUGGCUCGGCACCUCCUCCAUACUUUCCAAAACCUUCGUGCAUCUGGCCCACCACUGCUGUGAGCCAACCAGGCAGGUGGCCCUGAGCACCAACACACCUAGGAGUGUCCUGGAUUCUGCCUCCA
Molecule: messenger RNA, 3329 nt
Organism: Suncus etruscus (white-toothed pygmy shrew)
Lineage: Eukaryota; Metazoa; Chordata; Mammalia; Eulipotyphla; Soricidae
Gene: FAAP100
Product: FA core complex associated protein 100
Biological process (GO): interstrand cross-link repair
Cellular component (GO): nucleoplasm; Fanconi anaemia nuclear complex
Source: RefSeq, a predicted model, not a curated record